This is a messenger RNA of Toxorhynchites rutilus septentrionalis, 3408 nucleotides long. RefSeq lists its product as uncharacterized. The record is from RefSeq and is a predicted model, not a curated record. Bases 24 to 3350 code for a protein of 1108 amino acids. NCBI's taxonomy places the organism in Eukaryota, Metazoa, Arthropoda, Insecta, Diptera, Culicidae. Gene Ontology annotation, molecular function: microtubule binding; beta-tubulin binding. The transcript has 8 exons.
GUCAAAGUAUCGCAUGAGAAAAAAUGGCUAAUGGUUCCAGUAAGAAGAAAAAACCGGCGAAAAUAGCUCAAGAGAAGCAGUUGGAAAUCCUCCAGAGAGAGGCGGACGAAAAGUGGAAAACUGAGCAGAUUGCAUUGGUGGAGAAGAAUGACAUCGAACUGAAGCAAUACAACCUGCGACGAGUGGUUCUGGUGGACGCCAUCAAGUUUUUCAGAAAAUUGGAGAAAGCUGCCGCCGACAACAGUCGAAAUCUUUUGAAGCAAAGUGAAUGGGCACACUACUUAUCCUGCGAAAAAUUACCAAAUCCGGCAGAUGCCGCUGAGAUACGUGAGUUCCUUUACAGAUGGACCUGUGAGUUAGAUGAGAUCGGCAAGCUUACCAGUUGGACGUUAGAUAUUAACGACAGAAGUCCACUGACCCAAGAUGAAUCAACGAUUUUGAAGACUAGAGAGAUUCUGAAAAUCCAACGAGGAGACGUUGGAUCAUUGUACCUUCCGGGUAUAGAAAAUGCCCUUAAGGUUCUUUCUCUUAUAGAUGAUUCCGCUCAGAAAAAUAUUCUACAGAAUGAGGUGAUGAUAGCAAGAAAUGAGAUACGACAGAAACUAGCGAACGUUCUUGACGAGAUCACUUUGAGAGUUGGUGGGAAUAUCUCACGCGAUAUGUCACCGUUGGAUCCCAUAAUGGCGGAGUUUGCGUUCUCGUCAGACGUUGUUCGAUUCUACAUAUGGAGUUUUCGUCAUGUCCCGUUACCUCCUGAAUAUAAUUACUUCAUCCGACUUCUUACAAUGACAUCGCUGGAUUCGACUUUUUUGAAGCCUCCCUCAUUCGAGCUUAAAGGUUGUCUAAUGCGUGGAUUGUGGACCCAAUUUGAUCAUUUCUCGGAUCUAGAUCCUACCUUUCGUUGUGGUUUCCUGGAAGCAGUUCCCGAUUUGAUUGCAGCUCAAGACAUGGAAUGGAAUGAUCGUUAUACGCUGAAAAACAGGAAACUUCAGCAAAUGGCGGAAGCUAGAGCCAAAUACGAGGUGGAUAAAAAGCAAAAAGAACUGGAAGCGUUGGAGAGUGCCAAAAAUAGUAAAAUCCCAAAUAAACCGGCAGGUAGGAAAAAAGCAAAGAAAAAAUCCAAAAAAGGUAAGCUAGAGAAACCGGCACUAGAAAGUGCUCCACCGAUUGUUACGGAAGACACGUCGGUAAAUGUCGACGAGGAGUACGAACAACGUGAGCUGGAACAUUAUCUGCAGAAAAUGGAGCAAAUUAGUCCGUCGUCGCUAGAUUUGGCCGAUGAAUAUGUGAACCUGCGAAGAUUUAGGGUCACCGGUGGAGUUUUCUCCAUAAACCAAUUCGAAAAGCUGCCACAAUCGAUCGAAAUGAGAUGCGACUUCAUGUAUCGUGAUGUUCCCCUAGAUCUCAAACUGAUUGAGAAGAAAUUUGUCAGCGAAUCUGAUACAGAGCUGAUAAAAAUCGAAAUCAAACUUCCGGAUUACUGUUUUUGGUGGAAAGAACCCUUGGUCUGCAGUUGGGAGAUUUGGGAGGACAGCGAUGAGUUCAACUCGUUGGGAAAGGAGCAUCAAGAACUGCACUUAAAUUAUGAGAAAAUCAUGGAGGAAAAGAGUAAACUUCUUUUCGGAUCACCAAAACCACCAAAACACCCAAGAAAGCCUACUGUUAUUCCUGACUUCGACAUAAACGACAUCCCUUCCGAAAUUAAGUUACACUUUUUGAUACAAGAUCAUAUAUUGCCGAGACUCCCGCAAAAUUACAAGUUUUAUGCGGAAAUGCACCAACUGUUUGUGACAAUGCAGGAGAAAUUUGUCCAUGAGCAGCGGCUGAAAAUCGAGGAGGCUCUGAAUGAGAUCCUGUAUCCCAAGUUCCUCGCUCUCAAAGCGACGGGAUUCGGCGAAUUCGACGAAUUUCGUGUACCAGGCAUUCACGAUGUUCCAGAGGGAGAGGGCAGUGUUGUUAGUCUGAGUGAAUCAAUGUCAAGUUCCAAAAUUAAAACUCCCGUAGAGUCAAUGCUGCUGGAACUCUCCUUGGCCCAAAAAGUACCAGCAUAUCUUUUUCCUCCGGAGCAUAAAAUUCCAUUGCUUAUAAUUACCGAGAAAAAAGAGGAAGAACCGUCCAGCCUCGAUAUAGAUGAAAUGAUUCUAGAUCUCUAUGAUGCAAUCGUUUCUGACGAUGAAUUUAGUGCUGAAUCGGUAUGCAAUAUGUUUUCCACCUUUCUUAAUCUUUUGGACCGUUUAAGGGAACGAGAAAUUCCUGUAUUUCCCGAGCCGGAAUCAGAACCCGAGAAGGAGGAGGAGGAAACAGCACCUCCUAGAAAACAAUCCAUCGGUUCGCGGGGAUCGACUCAUUUCCACCCGCCAGAAGUGAAACAAUUAUCGAGAAGACUAUCCUCUUUUGUAAUAGCGAAGAAAAAGAAACCUCGGGAAAAAAACGUGAAAAUUAGAAAGAAAGUUAGGAAACAUAGCGUGGUAACCCCUUCGGAAAUAUCAUCUGAUGAAGAACACGAAUUCACGAAAGAAGAUCCUGAACCGUUGGAUUUGGAACUGUUGCCGCAUACUCCUGGCAGGUGGACAACGAAACUAAUUCAAAAGCAGGAGUUCGACUCGGAUGGAAAAGUGAUUACCGUUUGGGUGAACAAACUCGCCAGUUUUGGGUUUGCGAUGGAGAAGUAUCAUAAUAUACCAUUCAAGGGAUGGGAGAUGAGGAGGACUGGCAAAAUAUCUGAAUUAUCUACGAUGAUAACACUGAACUGUGUCGAACUGACCGUCUGCAUAACAGUCUCCAAGUCUGGGUAUCAAAUUUCCUUUCAAAACGCCCCACAAGACAUCAAGCCUCCAGAAGCGGAUCUGAAUCUGGAAGAGCUGCAGAAAUUCCUAACCAAGGUGAACUUGACUCUGUUCCCGGAACCGGACGCCUCGUUUUACGUCCAGAACAUGACCAGCCCGAAGCACGAAUCAAUGGAGGUUCAUACCCUGAAAUGUUUGGCUGUUUUUUGUUUGACUCAUAACUUCAAGCAUUGUUUCUGGAAUAAAUACACCGGAUUCAGAGUGGCACUCGUUGAAAAUCGACAAAUAAUUGAGAGACGCCCUGAUCCGGAUUUUGUCACUAUCAUGGUGAACCCACUGGAGGCAGCCACCGUCGCGGUCGAAGAACUUUGUUCACCGCUGGAUCAAGUACUUUUAAAAUACCACCCGGUACCAGAGAACCAACCAUACAACCCUGACGUUUACAACCUACUGCAGGAAACUCUGGAGGAGCCCUCACGCAAGCUGCUGCUGAGAACUCCACCGAUGCUGCAGUGGAAUGUUUCCCAACUGCUACUCAAGCUUCGCUUGUUGAGCUUUUCCUGAAACAAGGGUAUGCGAUGGUAAAAUAUAAGCUUUCCGUUUAUCAAUUGCAGCAUAAAAU